Messenger RNA from Amphibalanus amphitrite, 1546 nucleotides. Its product is annotated as LIM/homeobox protein Lhx2-like. Lineage: Eukaryota; Metazoa; Arthropoda; Thecostraca; Balanomorpha; Balanidae. The record is from RefSeq and is a predicted model, not a curated record. Gene Ontology annotation, molecular function: RNA polymerase II transcription regulatory region sequence-specific DNA binding; DNA-binding transcription factor activity, RNA polymerase II-specific. The transcript is spliced from 6 exons. Bases 1040 to 1546 code for a protein of 168 amino acids. Gene Ontology annotation, cellular component: nucleus. Gene Ontology annotation, biological process: neuron differentiation; regulation of transcription by RNA polymerase II.
CGGUCGGCCCGCGAGACGAGCUGGAAGCGUGGCGGCGGCGGGCGCAGCGCGGUGACACUGCACGGUCUGGUCGAUCCACGGAGCAGAUAGGCCGACAGCGGGGCGGCUCCCACGCGACCGGACCGACCGGCGCGGACCAGGGACCAGCCGAGACCAGAGGAGCCAGCAGAGACUUGAAGACACCAGAGGAGGCCCUUGGAUACGAGAGAGGACCAGAGACCAGCAGCAGGCAGCCAGAACAACAGAACAGCCAGAGGAGUCAAAGCUGUCAGAAAUUAUCCCGCACCGUUGCAAUCGCACCUCAAGAGGUUUCCCGAGCGGUGUGAGCAGCGACUAGACCAGCGGGCGCCCAGCGCCCAGCGCCCUGCGACCAGCGACCAGCGGCAGACCUGCCGGACCAGUUGGCCGAGGCCGGCCAGCCGAGCCCGCGCCCCAGAACCUGUCUGUUGUGUGCGUGCGCGUGGUGGGACAAGGACUGGGCGGUGACGCGGUUCGUCUGAGUGACUGUGGUGACUGUGGUGACCGCAGUGAACCGGCGGUGACUGUAGUGACUGGCAGUGACAAGCGGAGACUAGUGGUGACUCGCAGUGAACAACGGUGAUCAGUAGUGGUCCGCAGCGACUCGCAGCGGCCCGCAUUGAUCUUCAGUGAACAGCGUCAACUAGGAGUGACCGGCAGUGAGCGCGUCGGUGACCUGCAGUGACCUGCAGUGCCCAGGCUGGCUGUGGGCGGCGCAGAGACCGGGCCGGACGCCGCCCGGCCCGGUCUCCUCCGGGAGACGGCGACGGAGACGGCCGGCGCGGCCCGACACUGCGCCGGCUGUCGCGGCCAGAUUGCCGACAGGUUCUACCUGCUGGCCGUCGAUCAGCCGUGGCACAGCGCCUGCCUCAAGUGCUACGAGUGCAAGCUGCCGCUGGACGGCGACCUGACGUGUUUCACACGAGACGGCAACAUCUACUGCAAGGAGGACUACUACAGGCUAUUCUCUCUGAAGCGAUGCGAACGAUGUCACGGUGGCAUCUCCUCCAACGAGCUGGUGAUGCGGGCCAAGGACUACGUCUACCACAUACACUGCUUCACCUGCAUCACCUGCAACGUGCCACUCUCCAAAGGAGAUCAGUUUGGCAUGCGGGACGGCUACAUCUACUGCCGACACCACUAUGAGCUGCUGCUGACGGGCGAGUACGCCGGGGCCGGGCCCGUGCCCGACUUUGUGCAGUUCUCACCCACCGAGCAGAUACCCUACAUCCCGCCCGUGGCGGUUGGUCAGAAGGGCCGUCCGCGCAAGAGGAAGAGCCAGCACGAGGACAUGAGCUCGCUCGGCAUGGGCCCCGGCCUGCACGGCGGCCAGGUGACGCCCCUUCUCGAGGCGCUGGCGGGCGGGCCGUCCGACAUGGCAGAGGUCACGCUGCAUGGCCACGAGGAGUCGGUGUCGUGUCUGUCGUUCGGCGGCCCGGCCGGUGUGGUGGUCUCCGGUUUUCUGGGCGGCGAGCUGCGUCUGUACCGCCCCCGCUCGGGACGCACCACUGCUGGAGGGGCUGCUUAA